UUUAAUCCUAUAAAUGCGGCUCAACCAGCUGCCCUUCUCCCUUACCAAGAUGGCGGCAGCGCUGACGCAUCCGUCCGGAAGUUGUCGCCCUAAGGUCCCCCGGAAGUAGCGCUGAGCAGUUGUUAGCAGCUAGCUUGCUUUGUGGACCGUCCGGUCGGAUCUCAGGCCAGUUUGGAUCAGCAGCUGCAGGAAUGGGUUCAGUUCUUCCUCUCAGAGACUUUAUCAGGCAGAGACUGGAUGCUGCUGCGGAGGAGAUCUUCUCCGAGGUGGAGAAAACCAUCAUCCGCCUGGAGGAGGAGCUGGCCGCCCAGAGCAAGCUGCUAGCUGUGUGCCUGAAGCCGGAGGUCAGGCUGCAGAGGCUCGGAAUUCCUCCCAGACGGGUUUAUAAGGAAGAGGUUCUGACCGACUACGGGAGUCUCUGUGUUCAGAACAAGGUUGAACCAGAACCUCCACGCAUUAAAGAGGAGGAAGUGGAGCUGUAUCCCCCUGAGUUCACACAGAACCUCACAGAACCAGAACCUCCACGCAUCAAAGAGGAGGAAGUGGAGCUGUAUCCCCCUGAGUUCACACAGAACCUCACAGAACCAGAACCUCCACAGACCGAAGAGGCUCAGCAGCAGCCAGAACCUUUGCAGGGACAAGAAGCUUUGGAUGAUCCAGAAUCUCCUCGGAAUGGAGAUGAACAGUGUGGACCAGAACCUCUGCAAAUGGACCAGACCCUGGCUGAGCCAGACAGUCCGCAGAUCAUAGACGACCUGGACGAGUUAGGAACUUUUGACAUCGAAGAGGCCCUGUCAGAACCAGGAUGUCCACAGAUUAUAGACGACUUGGGCGAGUUGGAGUACCUGGACACAGAGGAGGACAUGGAGGAACCAGAACCCCUGGAAUCAGAAGAUGAUCAGGAAUCAGAAGACCCAGAAUCUCCCCAGAAUAAAUCCAGAAAAUUGGAGUUCUGGACCCGACAUGACGAUGAGAGUCCACUGCUUAGGAAGGAGUUUGAUACCUUUGUGCCGCGACAUAGAGAGUCCAAUAGCGCUGAACCAUCGGGGAGUUCUGAAGACGACCCGGCAAACGUCCAAAUACCAGAACAGAACCGUGUUUAUCAGGAAGACGUUCCAACUGAGCCCGAAAGGUUCCUCAGUGUGGAUUCAAAGAAACCAGGGUUUCUACAGAUUAAAGAGGAGCAGGAAGAAGUGAGCUCCCAGCAGUCCGAAGACUCGAAUGAACCCAAACCCUUUGUUUGUAAGACCUGUGGCAAAAAGUUCUCCAACAUGUUGCUGCUGCAAGACCACCGAGACACGCACCAGAACGAGAAGCCUUACUCCUGUGAGCUCUGUACGCGGCGCUUCACCCAUCAGCACAGUGCCUUCCGCCAUAUGAUUACGCACACCGGUGAAAAGCCCUUCUCCUGUAAGAUCUGCGGGGAAAAGUUCGGCUUGAACAGUCACCUGGUGCGCCACCUGAGGCGGCACACCGGUGAGAAGCCCUUCUCCUGCCACAUCUGCAACAAGACCUUCAGCCAGAGCAACUCCCUGACCUGUCACGUCAGAACUCACACAGGGGAAAAGCCCUACCCCUGCAGCGUGUGUGGGAAGGGCUUCAGCAGGAGGGGCGCUAUGAACAUCCACAUGAGGGUUCACACAGGAGAGAAGCCGUUUACCUGCAAAGUGUGUCACAAAACCUUCAGACGAGGGGAGGGGCUGAGGUACCACAUGAUGACGCACACGGGGGUGAAGCCUUUCUCCUGCCACAUCUGCAACAAGACCUUCAGCCAGAGCAACGCCCUGACCUGUCACGUCAGAACUCACACAGGGGAAAAGCCCUUCCCCUGCAGCGUGUGCGGGAAGGGCUUCGUCAGGAGGAACUGUAUGAAAAUCCACAUGAGGGUUCACACAGGAGAGAAGCCGUUUACCUGCAAAGUGUGUCACAAAACCUUCAGUCGAUGGAAUGGGCUGAGCUACCACAUGAGGACGCACACGGGGGAGAAGCCGUAUUCCUGCAAACUGUGUGGGAAAACCUUCAGACAAUCCAGCCACUUGCUGUGCCACAAGAAGCACUGCAAAAGGGUCUGACCUGCAGAAUGAAAACAUCUGGUUUUCUGAUCCUGUGCUGAAUGAGUUAAACUAAACUGGACCUUAAAGCGGCUCUUCUGGGCCCAUUGAUACCAGGAAAACAUCGGACACUUCGUUAACCUACUGCAGGUGGCCCUUCUAUCGGUCGCAACAGCGUUAGCAUAUUUAACGCUUGUCAUGUCAAAAAAGAAGCACAGGAGAAAAGAGGAGUGAACUUGUGUUGGGGGUUGGGCCUUCCUAUGAUUAAAACACCUGCACACCCAUGUGUGGCAGUUUUGACAGACAGAGGGAGAGACUGGCUCCUGGCAAGCAAAGUUAGCUAUUAUUAUAAUAUUGUUUAUUGAAAAAAAAAAAAAAAAGUUGAGGUUGAGUUAAAAGAUAUUGCAGUAUGGCUCGUGGCCUGGUAAUAUUCAGUUUGUUUGUGCUUAUGGGUGAGCCACAGUGGAAAAUCUUUGUUUUGAACUAAUUCAGUUUCUGUUGGUCAAAUUGUUUGUUUUAAACUAAUACACUUCUGUUUGUCAAUUUGUUUGAAAGGUUUUCAACCUAAAUCCCAAUCCUAGAUCCCAAAUAAAAAGCAAAAAUGGAAAAGGA
Cyprinodon tularosa is the source of this 2663-nucleotide messenger RNA. Its product is annotated as zinc finger protein 287-like. Gene Ontology annotation, molecular function: DNA-binding transcription factor activity; RNA polymerase II cis-regulatory region sequence-specific DNA binding. The transcript has 4 exons. NCBI's taxonomy places the organism in Eukaryota, Metazoa, Chordata, Actinopteri, Cyprinodontiformes, Cyprinodontidae. Gene Ontology annotation, biological process: regulation of transcription by RNA polymerase II. The record is from RefSeq and is a predicted model, not a curated record. The coding region runs from base 192 to 2072 and encodes 626 amino acids.